AUGGAGAGCUUCAUAAUUUAUCUUUCGUGCUCUGUUGUAUGUUCGUUCUUUCUUUCGUUUCUGAUAAAAUUCCUGAGGAGAGUAUGGUGGACUCCGAUUCGGAUACAGUCUAUGUUGAGGUCACAAGGAAUCGACGGUCCUUCGUACAAAUUCAUCCAUGGUAAUUCCAUAGAGAUAGCAGACAUGGAAAGAAAUGCCUCGAGCAAUCCUACCGAAUUGUCACACCAUUUGUUGUUCCCUACUGUGUUGCCACACAUCUAUUCAUGGACCAAGCUUUACGGGAAGAAUUUUCUGAUUUGGCGUGGUCAUCAAGCUCACUUGGUGACGACAGAAAGUAGCAUGAUAACGGAGAUUUUUAACAAUAGAGCUGGAAUAUUUCCGAAAAAAGAUCGCGACGAUUAUUUAAAGAAGCUUUUGGGGGAUGGACUUGUUACAGUUGCUAUAGGAGAAAAGUGGUUUAAGCAGCGUAAAUUAUCCAAUCAAGCUUUCCAUGCGGAUUCUUUGAAAGGAAUGAUUCCUGGGAUGAUUACAAGUGUGGAGAUUAUGCUUGAAAGAUGGAAAAAUCAGAGUAGCAAUGAGGUUGAAGUACACGAAGAGUUCAAGAUUUUAACUUCAGAAAUUAUUUCCAGGACUGCUUUUGGAAGCAGCUAUAUGGAAGGCCAACACAUUUUCGACAUGCUAUCGCGCUAUGCUGUCAUUAUUUCAAAAAACAAGCAUCGAGUCAGAAUUCCUGGAAUAAGCAAUCUUGUGAAGACACAGGAUGACAUUAAAACAGAGAAGUUAGGACAAGAGAUAUAUAAAUCGUUUAUAAAUAUGACGAAGAAACGAGAAGCUGUCGACAGUUUUGGAAGUGAUUAUCUCGGAUUACUGCUCAAGGCGCAUCACGAAACUGAUAUGGCAAAAAAGAUAUCAUUAGAUGACUUGAUUGAUGAGUGUAAGACCUUCUAUGUUGGUGGACAAGAAACAACCACAAACUUACUCACCUGGAUUAUUCUUCUUCUAGCUACUCACCAAGAUUGGCAGGAUAAAGCCAGAGACGAGAUCCUUGAAAUCUUUGGCCGAAAAACUCCGUUUGCUGACGGGCUAACAAGAUUGAAAACGGUGAGCAUGAUUAUCAAUGAAACUCUACGGCUAUAUCCUCCGGGCGUGACUCUCGUAAGAAAGGUGAAAAAGCAAGUCAGACUGGGGAAGUUAAUUCUGCCAGAAAACAUUUUAAUGGAAAUUCCUGUUCUGGCAAUUCACCAUAAUCCUGAAAUAUGGGGAGAAGAUGCUCACCAAUUCAAACCAGAGAGAUUUGCAGAAGGCAUAGCCAAAGCUACAAACAACAAUGCAGCUGCCUUUCUUCCAUUUGCUUUAGGAGCUCGCAAUUGCGUCGGUUCGAAUUUCGCAAUUAUAGAGACUAAGAUUGCAUUGUCCAUGAUUUUGCAGCGCUACAGCUUUUCACUCUCACCAAAUUAUAUGCACUCACCUUAUGUUCUACUCACCCUGAGCCCGAAAUAUGGAUUACCAAUUAUGUUGCAGAAGUUAUAG
Messenger RNA from Mercurialis annua (annual mercury), 1530 nucleotides. Its product is annotated as cytochrome P450 CYP749A22-like. Bases 1 to 1530 code for a protein of 509 amino acids. The record is from RefSeq and is a predicted model, not a curated record. NCBI's taxonomy places the organism in Eukaryota, Viridiplantae, Streptophyta, Magnoliopsida, Malpighiales, Euphorbiaceae. The transcript is spliced from 5 exons. Gene Ontology annotation, molecular function: oxidoreductase activity, acting on paired donors, with incorporation or reduction of molecular oxygen; iron ion binding; monooxygenase activity.